Molecule: messenger RNA, 2232 nt
Organism: Gasterosteus aculeatus aculeatus (three-spined stickleback)
Lineage: Eukaryota; Metazoa; Chordata; Actinopteri; Perciformes; Gasterosteidae
Gene: uts2r3
Product: urotensin-2 receptor 3
Biological process (GO): neuropeptide signaling pathway
Cellular component (GO): plasma membrane
Molecular function (GO): urotensin II receptor activity
Source: RefSeq, a predicted model, not a curated record
CGCAUCAGGCUGCAGGGAGCAGGACACAGCAGAGAAGUUUGGGGGCAGAUUAUCGCCACAGAUACAAUUUUGGGAGACAUCAUUCUAAUCUGGCGUCUGAAGUCUUCAGACGUAUUUUUAAAAUGGGAACGGAGUUUUUUCACCAAACUAAUCCAUGGAAUAAUAUUAUUCCAGUGCCUGGGAUUAGACCGUUUUGAGUUUCUUCUCUUUGACCCAACCAACCUCCCUCCUCCUCAUCUUGUCACCUUCUACUUUGCAUCAACGGACCAUCUAACAUUUACUGGCGGCCAUCCUCGUACCGUUGGAGCAGUUUUAGAGUUUCACAUUAUGGAUCCCUCCUGUUCUUUGCCCCCACCGUCCACCUACGCAAACUUCUCUGCGCCCUCCUCCGCUCCCUCCAUCUCUCCGUCCCCCAGCUUGGCGUCCACAGCGCUCUUCUGCUCCCUGCUCUCCCUCCUCUCCUUGCUGGGCAUCACGGGAAACCUCUACACCAUGGGCCUCCUUCUGAGGCGCAGGAGAAGUAGGAGGGGACCAACCUGCUGCCUUACGACAGUACCGUUACCCUCCUGCCUCGCCAACUCCUCCCCUUCCUCCUCCCCCACCUCUGCUUCCUCCCACACCUCCUCUCUUCACCUCCAGGUGCUCAGCCUGGCUCUCGCAGAUCUGCUCUACCUUUUCACCGCUCCCUUCAUCGUGUACGACAGCCUGGCUUCUGGCUGGGCCUUCGGAGAGCCCGGCUGCCGCCUCCUCCUGAGCCUGGACCUCCUCACCAUGCACGCCUCCAUCUUCACGCUCACCGCCAUGAGUCUGGACCGCUACCGGGCUGUGGCCCAUCCCCUGCACACCUCCUCCUCCAACUCAUCGGGCCUGCUGCGCGUGGGCCUGGCCUGGGGGCUGGCGGUGGCUCUUACUAUGCCCAUGAUGAUCACGCUGCACCUGGAGGACGGGGACAACCAGGAGGGCCAGCUGUGCGUGCCUGCGUGGGACGAGCAGAGCUCCAAGGCCUAUCUCAGCGUGCUCUUCUGCACCAGCAUCCUCGGCCCCGGCGUGGCCAUUGGAGCGCUUUACGCUACUCUAGGCCGGCUUUAUUGGGUGUCUCAGACCCGGCCGGCCUGGGCGAGUGGGAGCAGCGCUGCUUGUCCCCCCCGCGCCCCCAAACCCAAAGUCCUGCUCCUCAUCCUGGGCAUCGUCCUGGCAUUCUGGGCUUGCUUCCUCCCCUUCUGGAUCUGGCAGCUGCUGCCUCUGUACCAGCCGGACAUGCUGCGGACGGUACCGGUCGGCACGCAGGUGACGGUGAAUCGGAUCCUAACGGGGCUAACGUACGGAAACUCUUGUGUGAAUCCAUUCUUCUACACUCUAUUGACCGGAAAACAAAGACGCAACCGGCAGACGCUGACGUCAGGAAAUCAGCUCUGCCGCAAGAGCAGCCCGCUGUAGAAGUUUCUAGUUUGUGUGACACAAUGAUGUGUGUGCGUGCACAUACAUGUGUGACAUGGUUCUGUGUGGAUGCUUUAUGGGUUCCAUAAUAUGGGCACCAAAGACCAUUGAUCCAUCCUUAGCAAUACAAACUGAGGAUUAUUACUAAGCAAACGAUAGCACUUUGAAAAAAAUAAAUGCUCUUUGAAAAGAACAUCCCGACAAUCAAAAAGACAAUCUUUGCAUUUAACUAAUUUAAUGCUUCAACCACACUUUUCUGGUAGUAUCCAAUAAUGUGUCUUUAAUUGCUGUAGUAACCAAGUUUAAAUAUUGAUCCCUAUUGAUAAAUGAAAUUAUAAUUGUGGUUAUGGUAAAGUAAUAUAAUGUAAAAUACAGUAAUUACUUGAGAAAAUUCAUUUCCACAAAUCAAAAGGUUUAAUAACUCAGAGGAAUGGUUAUUUAGUCAACAAUGAAGCUGACUACACAGUUAUACUGCAAGAGUCAAGAUGAUGCUGCAUGUUCUGCAUGGAAAAGCCUUUUCAGUAAAACCCUAAUGUUCUUCUGCUUGUUUUUAGAGAACCAUGUCUGUCUUUCUGAGACAAUGUUUAUUGACUUAAUUUAUGUUUGAGUGGGUCUACAGUCUUUGGUUUGUCUACCGUGAACCCCGACAUAUCUAAAACAGUAUUAUUCUUCAUAAUCAUGAAAAUGUACUUAUUUUUGAUUCGUGCAAUGCUUUGCAUGGCCUCAACUUGUGCUAAUUGAUGUUCAUAAUAAUGCAUAAUAUAUAGCCUUGAAUAAAGAGUUUGCUUUCUUUAA